AGCCGGGGAGGAGCCGCCGCCCCCCCUGAGCCUGACGGACAGCAGCUCGGAGGGCUCGGACUGCAGCGCCUCGGAGGAGGCCAAGCUGCUCUCGCUGGAGCUGGGGCUCAGCGGCAGCGACCCCGAGUCCCCGGGCAGCGCCCCGGCCCUGCUCUCCGGCCAGGGCAUCUCGCCGCCGCCCGACGAGCCCUCCGCCGUCUCCAUGGCCAGCAGCCGCCUGCACCUCAGCACCUCGCUGGCCUUCUCCGACCUCGCCGAGGAGCUGCUGGACGCGGGGCAGGAGGGCCUGGCGCGGGAGCUGGAGGAGUUGCGCUCCGAGAACGACUAUCUCAAGGAUGAGAUCGAGGAGCUGCGUGCAGAGAUGCUGGAGAUGAGAGACGUCUACAUGGAGGAGGAUGUCUACCAGCUGCAAGAGCUCCGGCAGCAACUGGACCAGGCCAGCAAGACCUGUCGCAUCCUGCAGUACCGACUGCGCAAAGCGGAGCGCCGCAGCCUGCGCGUGGCACAGACUGGGCAGGUGGACGGCGAGCUCAUCCACAGCCUGGAGCAAGACGUCAAGGUGGCCAAGGACGUCUCUGUGCGGCUCCACAACGAGCUGGAGGUGGUGGAGAAGAAGAGGAUCAAGCUGGAGGAGGAGAAUGAAGACCUGCGCCAGAGGCUGAUCGAGACAGAGCUGGCCAAGCAGGUGCUGCAGAACGAGAUGGACAAACUGCGUGAGAAUUCGUUGAAGAAAAGGGGAUCUCGUUCUGUGGGGAAGACUGAAAAGAAGCCUUCAGUCCAGGAGGACAGCGCAGACCUAAAGUGUCAGCUGCAUUUUGCGAAAGAGGAGUCCGCUCUGAUGUGCAAGAAACUAACGAAGUUAGCCAAGGAGAACGACAGCAUGAAGGAGGAGCUGGUGAAAUACCGCUCCUUGUACGGGGACUUGGAGAGCUCUUUGUCCAUAGAGGAGCUGGCGGACUCCCCUCAUUCGCGAGAGGCAGAACUGAAGGCCCAUCUGAAGCUCGUUGAGGAAGAAGCCAACAUCCUGAGUCGGAGGAUCGUGGAGCUCGAGGUUGAAAACCGUGGGCUGAGGGCAGAGAUGGAUGACAUGAAGGGACAAGGUGACAGAGAGCUGAUGGGGCAGGACAUUCGGUUUGCUUUCUCCUCCACCAGCUGUGGGGACUCUGGGGAGAGCCAGGUGGAGCUGAGGCGACACCUGCAGUUCGUGGAAGAGGAGGCCGAGCUACUGAGGAGGUCGCUGAUGGAGCUGGAAGACCAAAACAAGCUCCUCAUGAAUGAGCUGAACAAGUACAAGUCGGACCACGACCUGGACAUUACCCUGUCGGAGGACAGCUGCUCGGUGAUCAGCGAGCCGUCCCAAGAGGAGCUGGCCACGGCCAAGGUGCAGAUCAGCGAGCUCAGCGGCAAGGUGAAGAAGCUGCAGUACGAGAACCGCGUGCUGCUCUCUAACCUUCAGCGCUGCGAUCUGGCCUCCUGCCAGACCACGAGGCCGAUGAUGGAGACCGACGCUGAGGCUGGCGAUUCUGCGGACUGCAUCCCGACCCCUCUCUGGAGAGAGGUGCCCGUUGGAGGAGAGAGUGAUGCCAAGGACCGCCCUGAGAGAGGGCCCGGCAACGGCAACGGGAAGUCUCAGGGCAACAGCCCCACCCGGCUGUUCAAAUCCAAGGACUUGGAGACUCUGCUUGGCAUCCGGGACCAGGCCGCACUUGUUAGCAAAGCCAUCGACGUCUUGAUUUCGGACUCCAAUGGCUUCACCUCCAGCCUGAAGGUGUGUCUGGACAAUGACUGCAUGGACCUGGUGCUGAGCGAGCCGGUGGAUAACAACAGUGAAAGCACCAGUGACUCCAAGCUGAUCAACAUGAUCUUUGUGAGGCUCCGUGUCCUGCAGCAGGAGCUGAGCUCCUUCAUGAGGAAGGUGGAUCACAUUGGGGACUGUUGGAAAGAGCAGAUGGACCCUUUCUCCUUCCUGCCCAGCUGCGGUCCCCAGGACUCUCCCAAAGGAGCACUGCGCAAAGAGCACAGCUCCGACUUCCAGCAGCCAGACUUUAGGGACGGCCCGGACUGGGACGCCGCGGGGAGCCGGCCCCCUGACCUGUACCGCAGCAACAACACCAUGGACGUGGACUCCAAUGUGAAACUCCCCAGGAACUACAAGUCCUACCGAUCUGACGAGAACGACUCCUAUGUCACCGAGAUCAAGGAGCUGCAGCUGGUGCUGGCUGAAGCCAACGAGAGCCUGCGGGGCCUGCAGGAGCAGCUCACCCAGGAGAGGCAGCUGAGGAAGGAGGAGCUGGAGAACUUCUCCCAGAAGAUCUGCCAGCUGCGGGAAGACCAGCAGAAGGCUCUCCUGAGGCGGGAGUUUGAGCUGCAGAGCCUGAGCCUCCAGAGGCGGCUGGAGCAGAAGUUCUGGAGCCAGGAGAAGAACCUCCUGGUGCAGGAAUCCCAGCAGUUCAAGCAGAAUUUCCUGCUUCUCUUCAUGAAGCUCAAGUGGUUCCUCAAACGCUGGAGACAGGGGAAGAUCCUUCACAGUGAGGGCGAUGGCUUCUUGGAGGUGAACAGCAUGAAAGAGCUGUACCUGCUGAUCGAGGAGGAGGAACUCACCCCACAGCAGCAGGCCGAUAACAAGACGUGUGCCGGAGACACCUGGACCCAGAACACGCCCAAUGAGUACGUCAAGACCCUGGCAGACAUGAAGGUGAUCCUGAAGGAGCUGUGCACGGAGCUGCGUGAGGAGAGGCGGGGCAUGAAUGAGCUGCAGCAGCAAUUUGCCAAGGCCAAGGCUGCCUGGGAGGUAGAGCGGACUGAGCUCAAGUGCCACAUCGCCCAGCUGGAGUCAAAGGUUGGGAAAGGGGUCCCGGAGCGAGCCCCGUCAGACUGGAAAGUGGCUCUGAAGAGGGAGCGAGAGGAACACCAGCACCUCCUGGCCGAGUCCUACAGCGCGGUCAUGGACCUCACCAAGCAGCUGCAGAUCAGUGAGAAGAACUGGAACCAGGAGAAGCUGGAGCUGCUGGACAGGUUCAAGGACGAGCAGCAGCAGGCAGAGCAGCAAGUGAAAGAGCUGCAGAACAAAAUCAACCAGCUGCAGAAGGGAGCCGACCGGUGGGCCGUGGAGAAGCAGGGCAGCAACUGGAAAGAGACGCUCAACGAAAAGAUCACCGACAAAGAGACCGUUUCUGAAACAGACCCCAAGGGAGCCAGUUUAAAAAGGACGAAGUCCGUUUCCUCGAUGUCUGAGUUCGAAAGCUUGCUCGACUGUUCUCCCUACCUUCCAGGCAAGACCAGCCCUGUGAUCCCUGACCACGCACGAGGCAAGGUGUCCCCAGCCACACAGCUACUGCCUAAUGGCAUAACAGACCCUGCAGGAGUCCACCCUAAGAACUGUACAUAUGUGACUACAGAGCAACCUGCCCCUGAGAGCCUGGCAAAAGAGAAGCCGGUCAUUUCCUCAUGGGAUUAUUCCCGGGCAAACAACCUCUCUGGGCAGGAUCCAGCCCAGAAGCAAAUGCAGAGGAGCUACACGGCACCAGACAAGACUGGGAUCCGCAUCUAUUACAGCCCUCCGGUGGUGCGAAGACUGGAGGCGCCGCUAAUCCACAACAAGGAGGGGAAGAUCAUGACUGAGCCGGGCUUCCUGUUCACAAUGGCCAAGCCGACAGAGCUGGAGGAAUCCGACCGCUCGGAGAACACGUACAGCAGGUGGCUGUGCAACUUCUCCAAGCAGCACCGCGAGCUGCUGGACAGCCGCAGUGCUGACAAGGCUGGGCCCUCCGGCCCCAGGUUCCCAGCCUCCCUGCACGAUUUUGAGAUUUCCGGCAACAUGAGCGACGACAUGAAAGAGAUCACCAACUGCGUGCGGCAGGCCAUCCGCUCCAGCUCGCUGGAGAGGAAGGUGAAGAGCACCUCCAGUCAGACCACGGGUCUGACAACCGUCGGCACCCAGACCAUUCAGAUGGUGAGUGUCGGCCUGCAGACAGACACGCCCCGGGGAAACCUCCACAGCAAGAGCUGGUCCCCACGCAGCUCCUCCCUCAUGUCUGUGCGUAGCAAACAGAUUUCUUCGUCUCUGGACAAAGUCCACUCCAGGAUCGAACGGCCCUGUUGUUCUCCCAAGUAUGGCUCCCCAAAGCUCCAGAGACGGUCUUCCUCCAAGCUCGACAAUUCGAAGGACAGAAGCCUGUGGAACCUUCAUCAGAGUAAGCAAAAUGGGUCGGCCUGGGCUAGGUCGACCACAACCAGAGACAGCCCGGUCCUCAGUAACAUCAACGAUGGCCUGUCCAGCUUGUUCAAUGUUGUGGAGCAUUCUGGGAGUACAGAGUCCAUCUGGAAACCAGGCUGUCCAGAGAGCAAAGCCAAGCCAGAAGCCCCGAAAUAUGGCAUCGUGCAAGAGUUCUUCAGGAACGUGUGCGGGAGGGCUCAGAGCCCCACUUCUGCCCUGGAGAAGAAAGAAUCACCGGGAGAUGAUGGCACCAAAAAGCAGGAUCACUCCCAGCCAGCCACCUGCCAUCCAUCUGAAAAUGUCUCCCGGAGCUUAAACAAGAAACUCCCGAAGCAAAGCAGCAGCGAGGAGCCCAAGGCGUCUUCCCCAAACCAGGGGAGCAAAGAUGGGGCCCCAAGGGACCUGGACAUCACAUCUGUGAUAGCCAAUGAGGACACAGCAUGCGACUGCAGCUCCCAGUCCCUCACCUCCUGCUUCGCCCGGCCCUCCCGCUCAGCUGUCCGGCACUCCCCUUCCAAGUGCAAGCUGCAUCCCUCUGACCCCAGCCGGGCGGAGGAGAAGGCAGGGCCUCUGAGUGAGUGAGUGAGGGCAGCGGGGACUGGGCUAAGCCGUGUCUGCUUUCUGCGGCCCUGACGAAAGAGCACGCUUCCCGCCUGCGCCAGCUCCGCCGCAGCCUGCGGGACCCACCCGCCCGCCCCGAGAGAGCUGUGCUGGGGUCCCAGUGGGCCCCUCGCUCUCGCAGAGACACAGGCGCAUGCACAUCUGUCUCCUAACUGUUCCCCAGCUGAUGGGGGCGCUUAAGAAGCAGAUGCUGCAGGAUAGUCGGGAACGGAGGCUUCCAGCGUUAUGCCUGGACCCGGUUCCAGGGACGGAGGGGAAGUUACUCUGGGCGGGUGUCUCCUGACCCCCAGGAAGUAGCCUGCCAGCCUCACUGCUCCUGCAAGGGAAGGAUGAUUCCAGGAGAGAGGAGGGCGUCCCCAGAGCCUGGGGUGGGGAGCUCUGUGCAAUUUCCAUAGACCUGCACUUCAGGGAGACCGACUGUUCCCAUGCAGCUGGCGGAGGGUGGGGGGGGAAUGAAGAGAUGGGCCCUGCUUGCCCUGGGAUGUGGGAACUGGGAACCACCGCCCUGCAGCAGCCUCUGGAAAGCCGGCAAAGCUAAGGCCCCGAGCCUGGGACUCCUUGGGGCCGUGCUGCUGACAAGCGCCCUGGAGAGGAAUCAGCAGCCGGAGUGUGGAGAGCAGCUGGGUCAGCGCUCAGAGGAAAUGCCCCGGGCAUGCUGUCACUGCA
Molecule: messenger RNA, 5503 nt
Organism: Terrapene triunguis (Three-toed box turtle)
Lineage: Eukaryota; Metazoa; Chordata; Testudines; Emydidae
Gene: MTCL2
Product: suppressor of glucose, autophagy associated 1
Exons: 15
Coding region: 203-4798 (1531 amino acids)
Biological process (GO): insulin receptor signaling pathway; regulation of autophagy
Source: RefSeq, a predicted model, not a curated record